CGACACUUCACAGCACGUGGAUUACGUCAGUUAAAGACAUCGAGUGGCGUUGAUGAGUUCACGUUGGCGUGCUUGAUCACGUCGAUAACGUCGUUCUAUCUAAUCGCAAGCGAUAACGCGCAUAUGCUGGCGAAUGCAAUUCUUACCAUCAUUCCGUUAUUACUCACCUAUUUGUAUCCCGAUGAAACACCACCUGUACCACAAUUGCUCAUUUAUUGGGGUGCAUUUUCAAUGUUGACUUUAUUGGAUCCAUCCUAUCACAGUGUACGAGGAUAUUAUUUCGUGAAAGUGGUUCUGUUAUCUCUUUUAUUCCUAAGACCAUUCGAUGGCGCUGAAUGGAUUGCGCGACAUAUACAAUUACUUCAAUUGCAACGGAUGCCCAGUGAUGAGAUAACAAAAAGUCAACGAUUACACGGUGACAUUUUCACAAAGGAUGAAAUUCAAGUGAUGGAGCGUGCAUCUGUCGGUAGAAAGUCGCCGCCACCCGAACCACCAGAACUACGAUUUUCGCAUGAGGUGAUAAGAAUAGCUCCAAUUAGCGAUGCAAAUCGUUCAGGAAAAGGUAAUUUCAUUGAAAAAGGUGAUGCACUAAGAAGAUCAUCGAACGCCGAUAACUUAUCUCAUGAGAUGGCAGCAGCUUCGUCGAGCAGUACAAGUUUUAUCGACUCAAUAGAUGCACAUGAUUUGGAAUUCAAACCAACAUACUUCCUUGUAUUCAAUGGACCGUUCACUGACAACAAUCUCAGUUGUAACAUACAAAUUCGUAACACGUGUACAAGAACGAUAGCAUUCGCCGUGAAAACGAAUGCGCUCGAACGAAUUUCCGCACAACCACCAUCUGGAAUCAUAAAGCCACAGCAAACGCUUCAUGUGGCCAUCACACUUAAGCAAUUCAAGUACAGUGCAUCUGAAGCUGAAAGAAUGACCAGAGAUCGAGUUAAAUUCGAAUACGUUUACUGCCCACCUGAAACGACAGAAUUCUCCCACAAGCUACUUCAACAGACUGGAACAGGUGACAUAAGACGCAAUAAGAACAUUUAUAUACGAUACAAUCCGUGA
This is a messenger RNA of Anisakis simplex (herring worm), 1059 nucleotides long. The record is from the annotation of a GenBank genome assembly. Lineage: Eukaryota; Metazoa; Nematoda; Chromadorea; Rhabditida; Anisakidae.